Cannabis sativa is the source of this 2300-nucleotide messenger RNA. Its product is annotated as ubiquitin C-terminal hydrolase 22. Gene Ontology annotation, molecular function: zinc ion binding; cysteine-type deubiquitinase activity. Bases 362 to 2215 code for a protein of 617 amino acids. The record is from RefSeq and is a predicted model, not a curated record. Gene Ontology annotation, biological process: protein deubiquitination. The transcript has 3 exons. NCBI's taxonomy places the organism in Eukaryota, Viridiplantae, Streptophyta, Magnoliopsida, Rosales, Cannabaceae.
AAAUAUAUAUAAAAAAAAAUUCCAAAUUUAUAGCAAUGACUUUUAAUUAUUUUUAUUUAUUAAUCAUAUCAUAUAUAUUAAAUUAAAUUUAUGUAAGAAAUUAAAUUUGCAAACUUAUUAUUAAGCUUUGGAGAUCUGGAAGGAACCCAAAAGAGCUGAGAGAGGAGUAUAGUAAUAGUAGUAUAGUAGUAGUAGGAGAGAGAGACAACCUCAUCAUCAUCAUCAUCAUCAAUGGUCUCUCACUCCCAUUGCUCCAAUCUCAGCCGUUGAUUUGAUCUCUUCUCCGAUUUCACGUACCUUAUGUUCUUCGCUUCUAGGGUUUCACUCCCCCAUUUCUGCUUCGCUUUUUUACUAGACUAUUAUGUCGUCGACGGCCAAGAUCAAUCAUCACCGGAUCAACGGUCAGAUUUUACCCCAGCCGUGUACUCACCUUGCUGAGUUCCGAUCCACCAACGAAUCCAGGCCGUUCCGGGCUUUCCAGGAUUGUCUACGUGUCAAGCCUCCCGGAGGUCGAGCUGCGAUCCGGCGUGAACCCAACGAGGUUCCUCAUUGCGGCGCGUGCGGUGACGCGGCUCGGGCGAGGCUCUACGCUUGCGUUUCGUGCGCUUCUGUGUCGUGUUACGCGCCUUCUGGACCUCUUCAUGCGGUGCUCCACGCUGAGUCGAUGCCGCCUGGGCAUGAGAUCGCCGUCGAUGUUGAUCGAGCUGAACUCUUUUGCUGUGCUUGUAGGGAUCAAGUCUACGAUCGGGAUUUCGACGCUGCGGUUGUUUUGGCUCAGACAGCGGCGUCGACGCUUGGGUUGAGCUCGUCUUCUUCGACUUCUGCGACGGAGGUGGCGUCGGUGAUUCGGUUUCAGCAUCCGGCGAAUCUCAGAAAACGACGACGUGUUGAUUACCGACCUUGGGAACCCGAUCUCAGGGAGCGGACUCUGGUCGAGAACGGAUCGAGUCCGCUAGAGAGACCCGAUAAGGCGCCGGAAUUCCCCCGAGGAUUGCGAGGAUUGAACAAUUUGGGGAACACUUGCUUCAUGAACUCGGUUCUCCAAGCAUUGCUUCACACUCCUCCACUAAGGAACUAUUUCUUGAGCGACCGCCAUAAUCGUUACUUCUGCCAGGAUAGGAGCAACGUUUCCGCCGCCGCCUCAGCUUCUGCCUCGGCGGGCGUUAAUGCGAGCCGGAGAAAGGUGGCCGUUACAACGACGAACACGGAUUCUAAUGGAAAGAGUCGAAAUUGUUUGGCUUGCGAUUUGGAUGACAUGUUUUCGGCAGUGUUUUCUGAGGAUCGGAUGCCGUACAGCCCUGCAAAGUUUUUGUUCAGUUGGUGGCAACACGCGGCGAAUUUGGCAAGUUAUGAACAGCAGGAUGCACACGAGUUUUUCAUUUCAAUGCUUGAUGGGAUUCAUGAAAAGGUGGACAAGGAUCGGAGGAAACCACAUAGUCAAGGCAAUGGAGACUGCUGUAUAGCUCAUAGAGUAUUUUCCGGCAUCUUGCGAUCUGAUGUCAUGUGCAUGGUUUGUGGUUUCACAUCGACAACAUAUGACCCUUGUGUUGACAUCUCACUGGAUUUGGAACCAAACCAAGGGGGUUCUGGAAAGAUGUCAUCCACAAAGGCUGGUCAUCCUUGCAAUGGCGAGGCAGGUUACACAAAUUCAAGGCAACACACGGGUACAUCUACUUUGAUGGGAUGCUUAGACCGUUUCACAAGACCUGAGAGAUUAGGCUCUGACCAGAAAUUCUUCUGCCAACAAUGUCAGAUUAGGCAAGAGUCCCUCAAACAAAUGUCCAUAAGAAAACUUCCACUUGUCUCGUGCUUCCACAUUAAAAGAUUUGAGCAUUCUUCAAUCAGGAAAACAUCAAGAAAAGUUGAUCGUUACUUGCAAUUCCCAAUUUCAUUGGACAUGGCACCUUAUCUAUCUUCUUCAAUCUUGAGGAGUCGAUACGGGAAUAGAGUUUUCCCUUUUGACGAGGAUGAGCCAGAUGCUUCAAACGACUUGUCCUCAGAGUUCGAGCUGUUUGCUGUUGUUACCCACAGUGGGAAGCUAGACGCUGGCCAUUACGUGACUUACUUGCGGUUAUGUAAUCAAUGGUACAAGUGUGAUGAUGCUUGGAUCACUCGUGUAAACGAGAACAUCGUCCGGGCAGCUCAAGGAUACAUGUUGUUUUAUGUACAGAAGAUGCUAUACUACAAAGCAAGCGAGAAACAGGUUGCUAGAUGAUAUGCUUAUCAGAAAACAAAAAAUAAAAAAUAAAAUAAGGAUUGCAUAUACUAAUUAAAAAAAAAAAAAAAGACAAAAGAAAAAA